AAAUAAACACCCCAUACGAUACUUUGUCAAACAUAUAUCGUUCUGUCAAUUGCACUAGGAGACCCUUGUUUUUAGUACAACUUAGAAGCCAAAUAAAAAUGAUAGGGUGGGAAGACGUUUACAAGGUGGUUGUAGCUAUGGUGCCUCUUUAUGUUGCACUGAUGUUAGGGUACGGUUCAGUGAAGUGGUGGGGGAUAUUCACCCCGGAGCAGUGCGAUGCUAUAAACCGCCUCGUCUGCUAUUUCACCCUCCCGCUUUUCGCGGUCGAAUUCACUAGUCAUAUCGACCCUUUCGAAAUGAAUUAUCGGUUUAUCGGAGCUGACACCAUAUCCAAGCUUGUUAUCGUGGGGGUUCUAGCCCUAUGGGCCAAGUGUAGUAGCAAAGGAAGCUAUUGCUGGUCCAUCACGAGCUUCUCUUUGUCGACUUUAACUAAUGCUUUGGUUGUAGGGGUGCCUUUGAUGAGAGCCAUGUAUGGGGAAACAGGGGUGGAUCUUGUUGUCCAGUCAUCUGUAAUUCAAGCCAUCAUCUGGCUGACGUUUUUGCUGUUCGUGUUGGAGUUUCGGAGGUCGGGAGUCUCCAUUGCAUCAGCAGCAGCUACAAAAGAUGGCGGAGAACAGGAGAAAGAUGUGGAAGGGAACACAAAUGGUGAUGGUGGGGUAAGCAGCAGGCCUUCUUUCUGGUAUCUCUUGAAAGUUGUGGGGAUGAAACUGGCUAGCAACCCUAACUCCUAUGCUUGUGUUAUCGGCCUUGCUUGGGCUUUUGUUGCAAACAGGUGGCAUUUUGAGAUGCCAAGCAUUAUGGAGGGAUCAAUAUUGAUUAUGUCCAAGGCUGGAACUGGCACUGCCAUGUUUAGCAUGGGAACAUUCAUGGCUCUACAAGAGAAAAUAAUAGCAUGCGGCACCAGUUUGACAAUAUUUGGGAUGGUCUUGAGGUUCAUAGCGGGACCAGCGGCAAUGGCUAUCGGCGCCAUUGCUGUGGGUUUGCAUGGUGAUGUCUUACGUGUCGCCAUCAUUCAGGCAGCAUUGCCACAAUCGAUUACCUCCUUCAUCUUCGCCAAGGAAUAUGGAAUACACGCUGAAGUUCUUAGUACUGCAGUGAUCUUUGGCACCAUUGUUUCCCUACCAGUGUUAGUUGCUUAUUAUGCAAUUCUAGAGUUCAUUAAUUAAUCUCUCUCCCGGUCCCUCCAUCAAGGAUUCAAGGACUUCAGCUCUUCCAUUUUCCCCUCUUUUUCCUUAUGUUUAACAUCUUGCUUUUGAUGAUCAACUGUAACUCUAAAUUAUAUUUAGUUUAUAGAAAUUAAAUUAAGAUGAAAAUCAAAUAUUCAAAACA
This is a messenger RNA of Gossypium arboreum, 1329 nucleotides long. RefSeq names its product auxin efflux carrier component 5. The transcript has 5 exons. Gene Ontology annotation, cellular component: plasma membrane; endoplasmic reticulum. The coding region runs from base 99 to 1166 and encodes 355 amino acids. Gene Ontology annotation, molecular function: auxin efflux transmembrane transporter activity. Gene Ontology annotation, biological process: auxin export across the plasma membrane; auxin polar transport. NCBI's taxonomy places the organism in Eukaryota, Viridiplantae, Streptophyta, Magnoliopsida, Malvales, Malvaceae. The record is from RefSeq and is a predicted model, not a curated record.